This is a messenger RNA of Amoebophrya sp. A120, 972 nucleotides long. The record is from the annotation of a GenBank genome assembly. Lineage: Eukaryota; Dinophyceae; Syndiniales; Amoebophryaceae.
AAGUCUGUCUCUUGGAUCAUAGUCUUCCCGCGACUUCUCGCUUCACGUGCUGAAAGAUGUCCGGACGAUGCUGCCUCUGGGGGAGGAGAAUUGCAGGGGCGCCCUGGUGCUCUUGGUCUGCCGGCUCUGUCCUUCGCCUGCCGGUGUGUUAGUAAGUGGCCGCCAGGAUUCCGCGGGAAAAUCAAAACGACCCGGCUUUUGGAAAUCGAGAACCAAAAGCAAGGAAGCCUGUCCGAGUUUGCGGAAGGUCGGCGGCUCCGUCCCCAGCCGACGACGUUGCAGACCGAUGAGGCACGCGCCCGCGCGCCCCGCCCAUGCCGAUCGCAAAAAGCCGGGCCGCCCUUUUGCUGGAGGAGGUCCCGGGCGCCGUUUGCGCCGCUGGCGUCGCGGGUCCGUCUGGUCUCCUCCGGGGGAGCGCCGGCGCGCCAUUCUUCCAGCAGGGCGGGCGCUGCUUGGGCCUGCCGGCUGGCAGGCCUUACGCUCCCCCCUGCCCCGGGCGCGAAAGCCUCGCGCGCCGCGCUUUGCUUGGCGCAGUGGGCCAGUUCUGGCCUGUGCAGCCCCGUUGGUGAUCGGUCCGGCGAUUUGGGGUUGCGGAGUGCCCCGCCGCCACGACUUUUGCCCUCGAUUACGAUUGCCAGGGCGUGACUUGUUUGGUGUGUCUUUUCCGCCCACCGAUCACGCCCUUGUGGAUGAUUUCAGAUGUGGCUAGCCGGGCGCCGCGACGGGCCGCCUGCCGAUCCCAGCAGCGAGCCCUCAGCAUCAGUGAGGGAUUAUGAGUAUGUGCUUUUCGCUAUCGCUUUAAGUUGUACUAUUAUCUAGGUAACUUGCGGGUCCGCGUCGACGCUCAUAGACGCGGCGAGCAAUGCUAUCGCGUCAGUGUCUUCUCGCCCGAUUCGUGCAUAGCAAUCGGCACAAGGGUGUGACGGCCUUUUUUCCGGUGCCAAAACACAACGGACGCCAAUAAUAGCAGAG